Messenger RNA from Solea senegalensis (Senegalese sole), 5522 nucleotides. It is a transcript of the gene arhgap46a, whose product is annotated as Rho GTPase activating protein 46a. Gene Ontology annotation, molecular function: GTPase activator activity; protein binding. Lineage: Eukaryota; Metazoa; Chordata; Actinopteri; Pleuronectiformes; Soleidae. The record is from RefSeq and is a predicted model, not a curated record. Bases 167 to 3565 code for a protein of 1132 amino acids. The transcript is spliced from 10 exons. Gene Ontology annotation, cellular component: cytoskeleton; cytoplasm. Gene Ontology annotation, biological process: signal transduction.
GCUCCACCGCCGGACAGGAGACACACAGACAGACAGUCAGACAGACAGACAGUGUCCCGGGCUUCUCUCUAUAUCGCCGCGCAUAAUUUGCCCGAGGUGUGAGCCGUGAGAGUGGCGAACUAAACGUUUCUCCCUCGGUGUUCGCCUUGUUUACAAUGUGAAUACAAUGGCCGGGACAAGCUCUGAUUGGGUGGAGAUCCUGGAACCACGCUCCUGUGAGCGCAUGUAUGUGAACCUGACCACUGGGGAGUGUGGCUGGGACCCCCCUGCGGGCGUUCCCGUCCGUCAGGCAGACGGUAACCAGUGGUGGGAGCUGUUUGACUCCCAAAGUGGACGCUUCUACUACUACAAUUCCACUGGCCGCCGCACAGUCUGGCAUCGACCACAGGGAGCAGAUAUUGUGCCCCUCUCCCAACUUCAGGCCAUGAAGCGAUGCAGUGAAGCCAAGCGGACUGGGGGGAGCAUGGAUAGGCACCACCACAGGACAACGGGGAGUAUCAGCAGUGUCGGCAGCCAGGGUGGCUGCACCCCUCUGCCUGAGCCGGAGGGAGACGGCCCCUUCCUGAAAACCUUGGAGACCAAUGAGGAGAAGGGCAGCGCUGAGGUAGACCCAGCAGUGGACAGCAGAUCACAGGGAGAUGGAAGCAGCAAUGAACACAGCACAGAUGGCAGCACAGACACACAGAGGAAUUCUUCUCAAAGAUGGCAGCCUACACCUGGUUCAAAGGCUGCCAUGUUGGUGAAGGUGAACAGCAUGAGUCGUAGCCAACCCAGCCCAGCCUUGCAGCAGCCGAACCUCCAGCACAGCGUUCAAGGCAAAGCGAACACCUUCAGCAACAAGGCCCAAGGUGGACAAUUAGGCUCCGCCCAGGGAUAUAAAACUGCUCCCUCUGGCAAAAUGACAGCUGACACACGUCAGGCCCAUCAUUUGCGAAAAGUUAGCAAUGGCAGUUUCUGUUUGGUGACAGAAAGCAGCCACCCCAGUCCGCUCCUUCACAGGUCACAGACCAGCACACCACGACCCAUUUCUCCACAGUAUGGUUCCUCUGCUCCAAUCUAUGAUGAGCCAGUCAGAGACUGUCCCAUAUAUGACGAACCUCCAAUAGACAUGGAGGUAGAAGGAGCGCACCUGUACAAUGGAGAACCUCUGUCUCGCAUGACCCCAACCCAUAGCCUCCAGAAGCCCAGACAACUCCAGCACCCUGGUUCCUCCCACUCAGGCUCCAGGCACAGGAGGAAUCCUUCCUCUGACUACAGCCCAGCAGGUCUGGAGUGUAUUAAGCACAUGGUGAAUGUCGACCCCAAACAGGGUCUUGUAUCCAGCUCUCCUUUACCCACACGUAGCCCUUCCCCUACAUCUAGACAGGAUCCCGUUGUAACUCAACCACAUCCUCAGCCUCAGGCCCCAUCUUUGCCCCAGGCUCGAGGUCACUUGAGGGACAGGGAGCCAGGGACCCCAGGCCCAAGUACACUGGACAAAAAACAGAACUGGCGAGUCCUGGAGGCCACAGUGCAGCGAGCCAUGGAGGCACGACACAGUAGGCAGAGCAGCCAGGCCUCGCAGGACUUCCUAUCCUCAACCCCACAGGCCACAGCAAACUAUCAGGAUUCUGGUUACUCCACUGGCCCCUCCCCAAGUUUGAGGAGAAAGAGCAGGAGGAGAGUGGGAGCUGGUGGUGCAGGAGGCAGGCCAGGGUCAGUAGGUAGCAGUGGGGAACUAUGUGCCCUCAACGAAAGACUCAUGGCUGAGAUGAGGGAAGUUGUGAGUCGCUCCAACACCAUGAGGGAGGUCAGGGCAGGGUUGGACCCAGAGAUGGCAGAGAGGGGCAUCAUACCUCGAACACGCUCCCCUGCUGACUCACUCAGGUGGUACGGAGGAGUAGGGUCAGCAGGCAGGUGUGCAUCAAGAGAGGACCUUGCUGUGGGUCCCCAGUCACAGGGCAACCCUGCCCUGACCCUCCUGGAGAUACCAGGGAGGCAAAAAAGAACAUAUGAAAAGGUGGACACCCUGGAGAUGAGUGUGAACAGUCAGGCCAGUCUUUCCUCACCAGACACCCCAGGACCACCCUCCCAGACAGGCACCUUAGAGUUGCAGGCCCAAUUGGAGAACCGAAAGAAAGGCAUGGUGGACGGUCGGACAGCUUCCCUGGGCCCCUACCGUCCUGCCAAUAAUGACAGCAGAGAUGGAGGUGAUGGGGCAGUAGGGAGGGCAGGAGGAUCGUCCUUCCCACUCUCAUACAGCACCCUGCGGCAGCCCCCACCGCCUGACAUGGGCAUGGAGGAUUGGGCCAGCAAGCACCUCAACAUGCAUACGCAAGGUCUGUUCCGCCGCCGCGUCUCCAUCGCCAACAUGCUGUCCUGGAACCGCGGGUCCAUCAAGAAGCCCAUGCUGGUCACCAGUGACCGAGCUGUCAGGAAGGAGGCCUGCGAGAUGUUUAAGCUGGUACAGGCCUACAUGGGAGACAGGCCCUCACGCUUGGACCGCCGCCACUGCGCCCUGCUCAUCGUCACCAAGUGUUGGGACAUGCCCGGGCUGCGGGACGAGCUGUACGUGCAGCUGGUAAGGCAGACCACAGGUAAUGCCAGCCCCAGAAGCCUGGCAGCGGGCUGGGAGCUGAUGGCCGUAAGCUUGGCCUUCUUUGCCCCCUCGCCAAAGUUCCGCUGCUACCUGGACGGCUACAUCCAGAGACACACGGAGCCCACCUGCGACAAGAAAUGUGAGUCUCAGACUGAGCAACAGGUGACUGAGUUCAUACUGGAGCAACAGGAACUAAAGCUAAAGAAAAAUUCAAAGUCACGAAAGAAGCGAAAACAGAACUCAGAUGAGGAAGAGGGCCUGCCUAUCAGCACAUACUCCAAGUUCUGCCAUCGCAAACUGCAGAAGGUGGCUAUCACUGGUGGUAAAAAGGGUCUGCGCAAACCCACGCUGGAGGAGAUCGACCACAGUCGGCGGGCCAUCAUCACCCCCUCCCUGUUCGGCAGUUCUCUGGAGGAGGUGAUGGAGCGGCAGAGCGAGCUUUUCCCGGACAGGAAAUUGCCCUGGGUGCAGGUUCAGCUCUCUCAGUACGUCCUGGCUCUGGGCGGAGCUCAGGCAGAGGGCAUCUUCAGGGUUCCUGGAGACAUUGAUGAAGUGAAUGCACUGAAGCUUCAAGUUGACCAGUGGAGGAUCCCGGAGAAUCUCUCUGACCCCAACGUUCCUGCGUCUCUGAUGAAGCUCUGGUAUCGAGAGCUGGAGGAGCCGCUCAUCCCCAUGAACUUCUACAAGCAGUGCAUCAGUAACUGUGAUGACCCAGCGGCAGCCAUCGCUGUGGUGCAGUCUCUGCCUGAGCUCAGCAGGCUGGUGCUGUGCUACUUCAUCCACUUCCUGCAGGUCUUUGCUCAGCCGUCCAACGUGGCUGUCACCAAAAUGGACGUGAACAACUUGGCCAUGGUCAUGGCGCCCAACUGCCUGCGGUGUCAGUCCGAGGAUCCUCGCGUCAUCUUCGAGAACACGCGCAAGGAGAUGUCCUUCCUGAGGAUGCUCAUCGUCCACCUGGACACCAGCUUCAUUGAAGGCGUGGUGUAGUCACUGUAAAACGAUUUUACCAUCAUGCAUCGACACUGUCUCUGUUCACAUGACACUGGAAACUUUGGACCACUGACCACUCUCAAAACACACCGACUUAUAGACCAUAUUUUUAUCUUCCUGACGGGUAACAUCACGUCUAGAACGCGGGUGUCGCUGUGUGCGGUCCAGGGCUCGAUCUUCCAGCAGCUGGUUUAAGUGAAAGCUUUAAGGGAACAGGAAUGAUUUCAUCAUCAGCUGCAAAUAAGAACGUGGAUGUAAACGUUGAAGAAGCCACUGACGCGUGCGUCUCUGUGGCGGUUCUUUUCAACCGUCCACGCCGAGCAACAGCACAGAAUCAUUACAAAGAAUAUCUUCACACGCUUUGUAUGAGGCGACUUCCUCAUGUUGUCCUCGACUCUGUGGUACAGCACAGAUGUGAACAGACAGGAAAAACCCAAAGAAAUGAUUCUGCCAAUUCUAUACUAUUGUUUUUAUCUAAAUCUAAUGUUGUUAUGGCUGUGACUGUGUGUCCUUACCUCACUAAAGUCAAGUUAUUGCAAUUAUAUAGAUGAAUAUUCAUGCUUCAAAGACUAAACCAAUUAAGAAUAAGAUAAUAUUACACACAGUAGGCUUCUCCGUCUCCAACGCAGCCUGGAUCGUUUCUCUGCGCGCUACUUUAUCCCCACAUCCAUGUAAUGAUCGUUAUGAUGGAGUACAACAUGAAGUGCAGGGGUUUCACUUUUCACUUUUUGCCCAAAGAGACUUUUCACCGGCAUUUAUUAGGUGCUGUUCCACCGUGUGCUCACAUCUUGUUGGAAGCGUUUUAUUGGCGUUCCAAACUGAUCUUGGACCGACUCUAAGCGGGAAUAGACAGGUGCGUGCUGGCCAAGGUAUCUGCAUGCGUCAUCGCAACAUCAUUUUGGUGUUAAAAGUGAGUGUUUGCGUGACAUUCACAAGAAAGCAAACUUGCUCAAAGUUGGACCCUUAGUUACUUCCGCCUUCAAAAAUAAGGUCUACAGGUCUCAGUGUGUUUUCGUUUUUUUAGAACUAUGCAACACAGUGACCGCUUUAAAUGGCUUUCUUUAAAGAGCGCUUUGUCAAAGCUGCAUAUGACAGUGAGAGAGUCUUACAGUACUGACGUCAUCAUUGUGUGUUGGUGUGUGUUUGUGUGAGACUGUCAGGACGUGAACAAAAGACAUGGUUUUGAUUUUAUCAUGUACAGAAAGGAGGAAAUCUGAAAAUGAUGAGAACUCCGUGUAAACAGUGUCUUAUUAUUAAUAAGCUUGCCUGUGCUGUUUUGAGAAGAGUACACAAGAGUCUUCUUUUCAAAGCACAAACUAAGAAUAUGUGUGUGUGUGUGUGUGUGUGUGUGUGUGUGUGUGUGUGAAGCUCUGUGUGAUGGAUGUUGCACAUUUGUCUAAACUAAUCUACUCCGAGUGCUUUGGUGUUAUGAGACCAGAGUGAUGUCACAGUGAUGUGGUCGGCUGGUUGUUUGAAAAUACUCUUUCUCUCGUAUCUGUUUUAAAGGAGUCUGACGUGGAGUUGUGAUCUCAUGUGUUUAUGGUCUGUAUGAACCGUAGUCGCUGGUGUUCACGGCCUCCCUCACACACACAGACCCAGAGUAUUAUUUAAGUGUCAAACACUACGAGUAUUGUCGAUUGUUAAGCUCUUUGUGUCUCCUCUCAGGCUUAGUUCAUGUAAAUAAAUGAAGUGUGUAUAUAGUAUUAACUCUCUGUAGGUGUAUCCUAGUGAUCCAGGUCAAGGGUGAAGAUGAACGUUGCCAUAAAAAAAAGCAAUAAAAAAAGAUUUUUCUAAUUAACUGUUGAUUGAUCUGCUGUAAGCGCCUGCCUUUUCAACACAGGAAUGAUUCAGACGACCUUUCAUGUGUGUACAGUAAAGAUGUGCGUGUGUGUCCGCCUGCGUUCUUGUGAAAAUCUGGAUUGGCAGUCUGUGAAUAAACAUUUGUUCAAUUGUA